AUGAGGCAUUUCACUUACCUGAGUUCCUUUCUGAUCAGCUUUCUGGUUUCCAGCUUCUUACCAGGAGGUCAGGCUGACAUCUGUGCCAGGGAAUGGCUACAAUACCAGGGCAACUGCUAUGGAUACUUUGACACUAAGAUGACCUGGCCAGAGGCUGAGAUUGAGUGCCAAAGUUACCGGCGUGGAGCCCACCUUGCCUCUCUUCUCAGCCAUGCUGAGAUCCUGGUGGUGGCCAACCAUAUCUCUGCUUACCAGACUGAAGUCAGUGAUGUCUGGAUUGGACUGCAUGAUAUUCGACAUAAUGGGAGGUGGAGAUGGUCAGAUGAAUCCACCUACAACUACAAAGCGUGGAUGAUGGGUGCACUGAACAACCUGGAGACAAAUGAGUACUGUGUUGAGCUGAAGCAUUCUGUAGCAGGGACCCCUGCCCCUGUCCUUGGCAUACUGGAACAAAGAGAAAUAAGAGACCGCCACCUCAAUUUACUACGUCGAAAUUGCCUUUCAGAAGAAAGACUCCGCAAUGAGCCAACAGACUUCACACAAUGGAGUGAUGCCAAGUGCCACAAACUCAAUGCUUACAUCUGCAAGCAUGAACUGUAG
Anolis carolinensis (green anole) is the source of this 600-nucleotide messenger RNA. Its product is annotated as C-type lectin-like. The transcript has 5 exons. Gene Ontology annotation, molecular function: signaling receptor activity. Lineage: Eukaryota; Metazoa; Chordata; Lepidosauria; Squamata; Anolidae. Bases 1 to 600 code for a protein of 199 amino acids. The record is from RefSeq and is a predicted model, not a curated record.